AUGCCCCCACAACCCCUUUCUCCAGCAGAAAUCUCCCAACGUUCCCUCAAACUAUUCAAUCCCAAUUUCAAGUCCCCUCGUGCAGUUCGAGAACCUACGAAACCCAGUCUUGCUUGGUCCAAGCUCCCUCCUCUUGCUGCUGAGAUCGACGAGAGGCCGAGCUUCAGAGUGCGACGUUUCAGAUUGUGGAAAGAGGUUACACCAGAGUUGAGGAAGGUCGUACUGGAUCAGAGGAAGAGAAUCCAUCUACGACGAUAUCAGUCCUAUGCCAUCCCCGCCACCUUUUCAGAGGAGAAACGGAAAUCACUUCUCGGUUCUUUACCUAGACCUACUCGACCAGGUUUGCCCACCUUAAUCCCUAAGGAGCAUGAGUGGACUUGGAGCACGCCUUAUAGAGAUCGGUAUCGACUACGACCUCUAUCGAAAAUUAGAGGUGAUACUUCGCUGCUGGGUGAAGGCGGAUUAUUGACUCCUCCUUUGUCACCAGAAGAGCGAUACAUCGACAACGACAAUGAGGAGGACUUGCAGGUACUCAGGGAUGACGGUCAUGGUAUCAGGGAGAUUCAAGUUAUCCAACCAGGGCUAUCGUGUGAUAUGGAUGAGUCUGAGGGACGAAAGUCUAAUCCUCAACAGGAAGGGCAAUGUACCAUCCCCCAGCAGAAUGAAGAGUCCUCAACGAGCGGAAAGGAAGCACUAGCUUUCAGCCAGGCGCAUAUUCCUAUUGAUUUGAACUCGAGCUUUUCCUCAUAUUGGCUUCCCCCUCUUCCCCCAUCGAACGACCUACCGUGGCGUAAAAAGUCCAUCGCCAAGAGAACACGCAAUAUGAAUUACCAAAAACUGCUGGAAUAUAAAUGGAUACUUGACCAGGAACAUGAGCGAAGAUUUAGGGUGGGCAUGCAACAGCUGAUGAGGGACAUGAUAGAAUGGCAGGAUGAUCAUACGCUACCAUAUAACGAAUGGAGAAGAGGCCAUAGAUGGAAAGAUGAUGUUGAUUUACAGGAAAUCCAAGACACUACCGAAUUCUUCAGGAAGAUCCGUAAGAAAUCGUCCAAUGUUUUCCUUUACCUUCUUCCAAAAGAUAUUAGUCAGGUACCUUUCCGAGACCGCGUGCAUUCCUUGGUGAAAGAUGAGGAGGAUCGAAAGAGGCGUAAGAGGGAGAAGAAAGAGGCGAAGAAGAGAGAGAACGAGGGUCUUCACAUGGAGGCAAAGGACAGGACCGAUCCGAGUAAUAGGUCGACCACUUUCACGUCGAAUGCGUCAAUCUCAGAAGUUCAGAAUGCUGAAACUCCUUCGACGAAUCAAACAAUGCCCAAUGACCAGCCUUUGCUUCCGAAAAGCUCAGAUCGCUCAGAAGUCGAUAGCAUGAUCCUCGAUCUGUCUCCUUUCCGGAAUGAGCCUAAAGUAUAUGCGGAGCAGCAUACGGAAUUGACAGAUUUGAUUGGGCGCCUGACCGCCUUGAGAGCGCGGAAAGAGGAAUUGACCAAGGAAUUGGAGGAGAAGAAGAAUAGGAAAGCGGAGUUGACUGUGAGUGGGAGAUCAAACGAUGAAAAUGAAAGCAAGACAAAGCAAAGGCAGAGGGCCAAGGAUAAGGAGAGGUUAUUGAAUAAGUCAUUAGACGGGGAUGAGAAAAUCAUCGGAGCGUCCAAAGUUGAUUCAAUCACCAACGAUGGUUGGGCUCGAUCAAAGGUCGAUGAAGAUCUCCAAGUACGAUAUGGUUCUCUCAACUUGGAUGACGAUACAACCUUACCAAAUUCGAGUGAUAUCCCUUCAUCGGCCUUCUCCAGAAGAGAAAUCGAAAUUGAUUUCUCUGAUGAAUCCCAUUCGAGUUCUUUCGAUGGUGAAGGGGAUGGUCAAUCGGUGGGAUGCGAUGUACUCCCAGUGAAGCUGCAGGACGACGACGAAAACGAUGAAGUGAACUUCACACCUGGUCUUGAUACGGCUGAUCAGAGAGACACACAAUACUCUGGUUUGGGUAGUCUGACAAGUCAGAUCACUUUAGUAUAG
This is a messenger RNA of Kwoniella mangroviensis CBS 8507, 2004 nucleotides long. RefSeq lists its product as uncharacterized. The transcript has 4 exons. The record is from RefSeq and is a predicted model, not a curated record. The coding region runs from base 1 to 2004 and encodes 667 amino acids. NCBI's taxonomy places the organism in Eukaryota, Fungi, Basidiomycota, Tremellomycetes, Tremellales, Cryptococcaceae.